AUGGCCCCUCUUCAAAAGACUUACGGUACCGUAGGGCAGCAGCAACAGCAGCAGCCAUCAACGACGCCAAACAAUGAGGGCGGCGUCUCAUUCAGCAGCUUCCUUCCAAGCUGGAAAGUCAUUACGGCGAUUACGAUAACUGGUCUCCUCACUGCAUCCACUGUCUUUGCCCUUCCGUAUCAUGUGCCUCCAACGUUGUCGCGUACUUUGUCCAAUGGUACUCACGAAUAUCAUCCUACGGUGAUCAUGAUAUCGCUCGACGGCACAGUAAAUGAUGAUCUGGAUCUAUCCAUCACCCCUCACUUGAGCUCUAUUGCUGAUCAUGGUGUUCGUGCUCAAUGGUUGACGCCUAGCUUUCCUCCCAUCACCUUUCCCAAUCAUUGGAGUCUUGUAACAGGCCUAUACCCAGAAUCUCAUGGCAUCAUCUACAAUGUCUUUUACGACCCUGUCAUGAAUGAUACGUUCAAUUACAAGGAUCCAUCACACAGCCAUGACAAGAAGUGGUGGGGUGGCGAGCCUAUAUGGAACACGGCUGUUCGGCAAAAUAGAACAUCAGGUGUCAUCAUGUGGCCUGGUUGCAGCACUGUCUUCGAUGGCGACUUGAAACCAACGAUUGAAGUACCUUACAACGAUGACAUGACACACGAAGAAAAGAUGGCCUUGACAUUGGAGUGGUUGGAUAUGCCAAUUGGUGAGCGUCCUGAGUUUAUUGCUGUCUACAUUCCACAAAUCGAUCAAGCGGGGCAUCGUUAUGGACCCUAUGCUAAGCAGACGUUGGAUACGCUUCAUAGCGUAGAUGCAAGCGUUGGUCAAUUGCUGGAAGGUUUAGCAGCACGUCAUUUGGAUGAUAUCGUCAAUGUCAUUGUUGUCAGUGAUCAUGGCAUGUCGGCCACUUCAAAAUCACGCCUUAUCCUUUACGAUGAUGAAUUGACACCAAACGAGCUAAGCAUGAUCGAUCGAAUUGAGGGAUAUCCAUUGUUAUCGAUUUGGCCUGUUCAUGAAGAGUACACUGAACCCCUCUAUCAAGCCUUUUUACGACUCCAAAAGGUGCACCCAGAAUUCCAAGUGUACAAGCGAGACCAAAUUCCUGAACGUUAUCAUUUCCAAGACCAUGUUCGCAUUCCUCCACUUCUCGUCGUCCCCGAUGCUGGUUGGUUGAUGGGUACGCAUGAUGAAUAUCCUGACUUGGAUGCUCCAUUGAGUCCUCGCGGUACCCACGGCUAUGACAACUUGCAUCCAGAAUCUCGUGCGAUCUUCGUGGCGAGUGGCCCAUUCUUUGAAAAGCAUUAUGGAUCAGGAUCAAUGCUCAAGCCAUUCUGGAAUAUAGAAGUGCAUAAUCUAGUGGCUGACAUUUUGGAUAUCGAACCUGCACCAAACAAUGGCACAUUGAAGGGACGAUUUGAAAAAGACGAGUGA
Molecule: messenger RNA, 1416 nt
Organism: Lichtheimia ornata
Lineage: Eukaryota; Fungi; Mucoromycota; Mucoromycetes; Mucorales; Lichtheimiaceae
Exons: 6
Coding region: 1-1416 (471 amino acids)
Biological process (GO): nucleoside triphosphate metabolic process
Molecular function (GO): nucleoside triphosphate diphosphatase activity; ribonucleoside triphosphate phosphatase activity
Source: RefSeq, a predicted model, not a curated record